Molecule: messenger RNA, 1460 nt
Organism: Dentiscutata heterogama
Lineage: Eukaryota; Fungi; Glomeromycota; Glomeromycetes; Diversisporales; Gigasporaceae
Source: the annotation of a GenBank genome assembly
AUGUCUCAAUAUACAAAUUCUUCUGGCGAUAUAGAUCCCUUUGAAGCCCGAUUACAUUUUAAUUCCAUACUUAAAAAAAUAACUUCCAGCCAGCAAACUAUUCAAACAUGUACAACCUUUGCCCUUAGACACCAUAAUCUUUGCGUAAAAUCUAAAAAGGUUGAAUUUAAUAAAUAUAUUGAAUAUAUUCAACGUGAUUUAAAGAAGAUCGUUGUUGAUUACGUUUGUGAAAGAGACGAUGGGUGUUUUAAUUUAGUUAAUACUUUAAAAAUUUUGAGUAAUUGGAAAGAAAAAAGCUAUUUUGAUAUUUCGGUUAUUGAAAGUACGGAGCGCGUUCUAUUAGAUUGGAAGAAAGAACCGAAUUAUCCAGCAAAAUUAAAAUUAUCAAAACAUGAUAUUUUGAAAAGAAUAGAAGAAGACCGAGAAAGGGCGAAACAUCUUCGAGAAGAUAUUUGGUGGGUGGAUAAAAGUAUCCCGGAUGGUGAAGCUCUUAGUUUAUGGGAGGAAUGUUCAGAUCUAGAUAAGAAUGAUUAUUUGGAAAUUUUAACAGAAAAUUUCAAAUACCAACCAGACUAUCCGUGGCUAGAUGUGUAUAAAAAAGUAAAAUUAUGGAACGAAGAACAAAAGCAAUUGGAAGAAGAGGAAUUAAAGGCUCGUCUUGAAGAAGAACGGGCACGACAAAAACUCGAGGAAGAAGAACGGGCACGACAAAAAUUUGAGGAGGAAAAACGAGAGCGACAAAAACUUGAAGAGGAAGAACGGGCACGACAAAAGCUUGAGGAGGAAGAACGGGCACGACAAAAGUUUGAGGAGGAAGAACGGGUACGACAAAAACUCGAAGAGGAAGAACGGGCACGACAAAAACUCGAGGAGGAAGAACGGGAACGACAAAGACUUGAGGAAGAAUUAAAGGCUCAACAAAAGAUUGAGGAAGAAAGGGAGCAACAAUUACUUGAAGAGGAAGAACGAGAACUACAAAAACUUGAAGAGGAAGAACGGGCAAGACAAAAAAUUGAGGAGGAAGAACAGGCACGGCAAAAAAUUGAGGAGGAAGAACGGGAACGACAAAGACUUGAAGAAGAAUUAAAGGCUCAACAAAAGAUUGAAGAAGAAAGGGAGCAACAAUUACUUGAAGAAGAAAGGACACGACAAGAACUUGAAGAAUUAAAGGAGAUGCAACAAAGAGUAGAGAGAGAAGAAUUAAAAGAACAACAACAAUUAGUUGAAGAAGAUGAUCAUAGUUUUAGAUCGAUAGGAACGAAGAGACAGCACUGUCUUGAUGACAUUCUCAAUGAUGAUGUUCAUGAAAUUAAGAGACUUUCUAAGAAAGCUCGUACACAAGAUUAUCACAAUGAUAAUCACUUAGUAAUUUCUGCGGACAAUUGUGGCGAUGAAAAUAGUUUCAAUAUUAAUGAAAAUAUAGGUUAUUUUUCUAAAAGCCAAGGAAUCGAUGGAACGGG